GUAACACAGGGAGUGACAUGGAGGGUAAUACAGACGGUGACACAGAGGGUGACAUGGGGGUGACAUGGGCAGUGACACAGAGGGUGACAUUGGGGUGACAUGGGCAGUGACACAGAGGGUGACAUGGGGGUGACACAGGUCGUAACAUGGGGUGACACGGGGGGUGGCACGGGGAUGACAGAGGGUGACGCAGAGGGUGACACGGGUGUGACGCAGAGGGUGACACGGGGCUGACAGAGGUGUCCCCGUCCCCGUCCCCGUCCCCGCGCCGCAGAAACGCCGCGAGCGGGAGAUGCAGCAGCAGAUGCUGCUGAGGGACGAGGAGACCAUGGAGCUGCGGGAGACCUACACGUCCCUGCAGCAGGAGGUGGAGAUCAAAACCAAGAAGCUGAAGAAGCUCUAUGCCAAGCUGCAGGCUGUCAAGGCUGAGAUCCAGGACCAGCACGACGAGUACAUCCGCGUGCGCCAGGACCUGGAGGAGGCCCAGAACGAGCAGACCCGCGAGCUGAAGCUCAAGUACUUGAUCAUCGAGAACUUCAUCCCUCCCGAGGAGAAGAACAAGAUCAUGAACCGCCUGUACUUCGACAGCGACGAGGACCAGUGGAAAUUCCAGCCACUGGUUCCCACUGGAGGGUACGGCCUGUGUCCCUGUCCUUGUCCCCAGGGCACAGUCCCUGUCCCUGUGUCCUUGUCCCCAUGUCCCUGUCCCUGUCCCUGUCCAUGA
This is a messenger RNA of Ficedula albicollis (Collared flycatcher), 724 nucleotides long. Its product is annotated as kinesin-like protein KIF3C. Bases 293 to 724 code for a protein of 143 amino acids. The transcript is spliced from 3 exons. NCBI's taxonomy places the organism in Eukaryota, Metazoa, Chordata, Aves, Passeriformes, Muscicapidae. The record is from RefSeq and is a predicted model, not a curated record.